Molecule: messenger RNA, 1444 nt
Organism: Neohortaea acidophila
Lineage: Eukaryota; Fungi; Ascomycota; Dothideomycetes; Mycosphaerellales; Teratosphaeriaceae
Exons: 5
Coding region: 136-1236 (366 amino acids)
Source: RefSeq, a predicted model, not a curated record
CAACUGCCCUCCUGCACCACCCAACGCCCUGGCCCCCGAGCCGCGUGCUCGGGAUCUUAUAUCACUCAUACCUCCCUCUCCGCCCGGCCCCGUCCACACCUCCUCGCACUGCCGGCGCGACGCUCUCACACCACCAUGUCGAAGACUCCGCCCGCUUUUGUGGUCGAUGCAACGGACCAUGGGGGCGUUGCCGUGAUUGUGUCGACGCUGCUCAUGACAUGGAGCGUUUUGUGUUUCUUGAUCCGCAUCUACACGCGCCAGGGUGCCAGCAACUUGAGCGUCGACGAUUGGUUGUGUCUUGCGGCAACCGUGAUUGCAGUCCUCCAGACAAUCGUGACCUGCGUAGGAGUUGAUGCAGGCCUUGGGAAGGCACAAAGCCUUCUGUCAGCGGGUCAAUUAGACACAGUCGAGAAGUACGCAUAUGCCGUUGUCUUGCUGUGCAUCCUGGUCAUCUACCUCACCAAAGCCUCCAUGCUCUUCUUCCACCUCCGCAUCACUCCUCGCAAGGACCACCAAAAGGUCGUUUGGGGCCUUCUGGGCCUGGUUUCCGCCGUCGGUAUCGCCUCCUUCAUCCUCGAGGCUGCUCGCUGCGACGCUACGAUGCCAUGGAACAUCUUCACGCGGCAAUGUCUAGACUACAAGCCAAUCUGGGCCGCCGUCGCAGCCAUGGACAUCGCCACCGAGAUCCUCCUCUUCGCCAUGCCCAUCUGGAUCGUCUGGGACCUGCAGAUGAUCCUAAGCACCAAGCUCCUCAUCUGCGCGACCUUUGCUCUUCGCCUGCCCGUCAUCGCCGCCGCCGCCGCCCACCUCUGGCACGUCGACCACUUCCUCAACUCCCCCCGCCCCACAGUCGCCUACAUCAUCCCCUUCAUCAUCCUGCAAGUCGAAACGCACUACGCCACCAUGUCCAGCACCUUCCCCUGCAUCGGCCCCUUCAUGAAGAACCUCAACACCCGCAUGGGCACCAUGGGCCCCGAAGAGGCAGGCGCGUACGCGCUGGAAUCCACGCGCAGCGCCGGCUCCGCGUCGCGCAAAUCCGGCUCUCGCACGACGGCCAACGCCUCUGUUCAGUCUGGGCCUGCGGACACGGGAUACUCGUUCCGUAUCCAGAAGCGUGGGACUGGCGGUGCGGGAGAGAAGCUGGGGAGUUCUGCGCAUCGGUCUCGGGGGAGUGAUGAUUCGGGACGCAUGAUUAUUCAUAAGACGACGGAUACCACGAUUGAGUUUGACGAGUAGGGGCGUCUGGUUGCUUGGGUUAGCGUGCGUUGUACAGUAAUGUCCUUUUUGGAGGUGGGUCUGGUGCUAGGAUCACAGCGAUAUGAACGCGUCGUUGUUGGUGAGAAUAUAGUCUGGGAAUAUCCGCGCGUAUUUCGUCCGCUUGGAGCUCAUCCCCUCGAAAUCAUCCCCAUCCCCUUUGAACCCCCUCUAACGGAGUGGUCAUCGU